AUGAAAAAGACUUUCAUAUUUUUAUACUGUGUGGUUCUUUUUAUUUCUACCACUCUAGCAGUUGAAAUGAAAAAAACUCAAGAUUUUAAUUUAAGAAUUUUCGAUCAACAUCCAAAAUAUAAUAACAAUUUUGAACCUGAAAAUGGUGUUUUAACAGUAAAUCUUGUAAAAUCAAUUCUAAAUGAAACCACUGGUAUUCCAGAGUUAACCACAAUGUCAAAUCUUACAACUGUCAAUAAACAAGGUCGUAUUUAUUCACCAGAAUUAUUUAAAUACUUUUUCGCUGAUAAUUCUGAUGCUCCAGAUAGAAACAAUAGUGGUAAAAAUUAUCCAUUAGAUAUUACUCUUACAAUGAAUUUAGAUGAUAAAUCAAAUUAUUUUUAUGAUAAUCAAGAAUUUUUCCCAAUUGAUGGAAGAGGAUUUGAUGUAGAUCAACAAUUCCGUAACUAUUAUGAUGAUGAAAGUAAAGCAAAUCCAAAACCAUAUCAUAAUUAUCACUUCUGUGCCAAAAUUACCAAUAGUCGUUUCACAUACAAAGGUUUUGAAACAUUUAGAUUCGUAGGUGAUGAUGAUGUUUGGGUAUUCAUUGAUAGAAAGUUGGUUGUAGAUUUGGGUGGUUUACAUAUUGCUCAAGAGAAAACUAUUGAUCUUACUAAACUUGGUCUUGUUGUUAAUAAACUCUAUGUAAUUGAUUUCUUCUAUUGUGAAAGACAUACUUCAAGAUCAACAAUUCGUAUUGAAACAACAAUUGAACUUCAAUGUCCAUGGUAUGAUUUCUGUGGUGUAUGUACUGGUAAUGGUUUAAGUUGUUGUAAUGUUACAAGAGAUUGUGAUGAUGGUAAUCCAUGUACAAUUGAUCUCUGUCCAGAGCCAACCGCUGUAUUUGAUCUAAAAGAUAUUUCAGCAAAUUGUCGUCAUCAAGAUAGAACACCAACUGACUGGAGUGUUACUGAUAAAUGUAAUACUGGUAAAUGUAAUGUUUCAACUGGUAUCUUUGUAACAAAUAUUACAAAAUGUAUUCCACAAAAUUCAUGUAAAGCAGAAGAUCAUUGUGAUUCAGGAUUGGGUUGUAUCUUUAAGAAUCUUUGUACUGAUGUUUGUUCAACUGGUGCAUGUGUUGAUGGAAAAUGUGAAACCAAGAAUAGUAAAAUUUGUAUUGAUGAAUUGGAUAAAGGUGUUGAAGAUAAAUGUUAUGAAUACUCUUGUGAUCCAAAUGUUGGUUGUACCAAGAAACCAAGAUGUCUACAAAAAUCUGAAAAUUACAAUCCAUGUUUAAAUUCAUUCUGUGAAGUCUCAACUGGAGAAUGUAAGAAUACAACCAUCCCACCUAAUCUAUGUGAUUGUCAAUGUGAUGGUAAACUUAACAAAUGUCAAAUUAAAUCAUGUAAUGCAGAUGGUUCAUGUAAACCAUUACCAAGUCUUGAAAUUGAUGAUAAAAAUCCAUGUACCAUUGAUGCAUGUGAUGAAACAACCGGUGUUAUUACCCACACUCUUUCAAAUAAAUGUGGUGGUUGUUCUAUUUGUAAUGGUGUAACUGGUGAUUGUGAUCCAGUUGACAAGAAAUGUGAUGAUGGUAAUAGAUGUACCACUGAAGUUUGUCUUCUUGAUAAAGCCACUAACAAUGGUAAUUGUUCAUCAAAACCAACCACAGAAUGUGAUAAAGGUGAUGUUUGUAUGGUUUAUUCUUGUGAUACUGAAAAAGGUUGUGUUGAAACUCCACGUGUUUGUCCAUCCAAAGGUAAAUGUCAAGUUGGUAAAUGUGUUCCAGGUGUUGGUUGUAAAUAUGAACCACGUGUUUGUAAAGCUGAUGCUUUCUGUUUAGUUGCUGAAUGUGAUGAAAUAGUUGGUUGUAUUCAAUUUGAAAAGAAAUGUGCUGCUGAUAAUGGUAGAUGUCAAGCUGGUAUUUGUAAGAAUGCAACUGCAACUGAAGAAGGUACUUGUGAGUCUGUUGAUUUCGAUCCAAAACCAUUCAUUUGUAAAACUGCUGCUGUUGUUUCAGUUGGUGUUGCUGUUGGUGUUGCUGUUGGUGGUGCAAUUGCACUUGGUGUCUUUAUUUUUGCUGGUAAGAAAGGUUAUGACUACUGGAAAGCAAGUCAAGGUGUUACAAUGGCCACAUCAAAUGCCAAUCCACUUUAUGAAAGCAAUCCAUCAGGUGGUGAAAAUCCAAUUUAUACUAGCCCCAAUUAG
Molecule: messenger RNA, 2187 nt
Organism: Dictyostelium discoideum AX4
Lineage: Eukaryota; Evosea; Eumycetozoa; Dictyosteliales; Dictyosteliaceae
Gene: psiK
Product: PA14 domain-containing protein
Exons: 5
Coding region: 1-2187 (728 amino acids)
Cellular component (GO): membrane
Source: RefSeq, a predicted model, not a curated record